AAAAUUGCUACAGCUGAGGAUUCCGGGUAAGAUGGUGCAAUGUAUAUGCGCUCUCCUCAUGUCUCGCUUUUUGAUGCUCAGAGUGCAGGGAGAGGUAUUUGAGGUGAGACAGACGUGGAAGGGCCUUCCUCAAGGUUCAGUUUUAAGCCCUCUACUGUACAACCUGUACACAGCAGACAUCGGCUCCUGCCUCAAUUCUGACUGUCAUCUUCUACAAUACGCCGACGAUCUGGUGUUGUAUGUAGUCAAUCCGUCAAUUGCGGACGCUGCCUCAUCUCUCUGUCUCUCCCUGGACUCUCUGCACACAUGGCUUUUGGACCAUGGCCUCCAAUUAUCUGCCCCAAAAAGCUCGGUAGUGAUUUUCUCCCGAAAACUGCUGAUCCCUCAGGUUUCCGUUAACAUCCAAGGACAAGGCAUUCCCAUAGCGAAAAAAGCAAAAUUUUUAGGCGUUUACUUAGAUUCCAAAUUAUCCGGCAUCCAUCACAUAAAUUAUUUAAUUAAGAGAUGCGAAAGAGCAAUCUCCAUUCUAAAAGCUCUCGCAGGUGUCUGGUGGGGGGCCCAUCCCUUCACCAUGAAAUUAGUCUAUAAUGCUUUAGUCCGCAGUAUCCUGGACUAUGGGUCACACCUGGUGAUUCCAGGUAACAAAGGUGCCUUGGCCGGUUUAGAUAGGAUUCAGUCUCAAUGCCUUCGUAUCAUCUCAGGUUGCAUGAAGUCGUCGCCUAUUAACGCCUUACAGGUCGAAUGCGCUGAACCCCCCCUAGCCCUAAGACGGCAGUAUCUCGCUUCCCGAUUCCUAUCCAGGGUUAUUCCCAAGUCAUCCCACCCUCUCAUCCCAAAACUCAGAGAGCUUGACACCCUAUGUCACAGUUCAAAAUAUUGGGAACAUAAAGAACUCCCCCUUUUCCUAAAAGCAUUCCGAUUUUUCCAAAAUUUAGAAUCCCCUAUUACAUCACAUCCCAGACUUCCCUUAUUUAAUUACUCCUAUGAAGUUCUUUGCUUUACUCCUAAAAUAUUUUAUAACAUUGGCAUAUCUAAAAACUCCCCAUCGGCAAAUUCGGCCUUUAAUGCGGUUUUGGGUGAACGAUGGACUGGGUUUCAAAGGUUCUUCACGGAUGCUUCCAAAUUUAAUGGUGGUUACACUGGGGCCGCGGUUUAUUAUCAGAACUCGAAAAUCAUUCUUAAAUUUAGAUGUCCAAAGGAGUCUUCUAUAUUUACAGGCGAGUGCGUGGCAUUAUUGGAAGCUUGUCGCUUUAUAGAGUCCCAUGAGAUCAACUUCGGAGUUAUCUUUACUGACUCCCUUAGUUGUCUCCAAGCCCUAUCCCAGAAUUCCUUUCGAACUAAACUCCAUUGUCCUAUUGUCCUGGAAAUUAAAAAGUCCCUUUACUCCUGCGCUAGGCAAGAAAAAGAAGUCCACCUAGUUUGGAUUCCCAGUCACUGCGGUAUAAAGGGAAAUGAAUGUGCCGACGCCUUGGCCAAAGACGCAUGCACAUCUGAGUCAGCUGACCUUGCACACUUCUCCCUUCAAGGGCAUGACCUACUAAACCUUCCUAAAUUGAGUCUUGACACCUCGUGGCAGGAAUGGUGGAAUAUCUCCAGCAAAAAGAAAGGCAGCUCCUAUUACGCUAUCCAACCGGUUGUAAAACCAAAACCGUGGUUCUCCCAUUUUAAAAAAUACCCCAAACAGGUUAUUUCAGUCCUGUGCAGAAUACGGAUAGGUCAUUGUUGCACUCCGGUCUUUUUGCGCAAAAUUCGGGUGCAGGAUUCGUCCCUCUGCGAGUGCGGAUUGGAUGAGGGUACCCUGGACCAUAUAUUUUUUAACUGCCCUAAUAACUCCUCUUUCGAUUUAUAUGGUCGUCUCCAAAAAAUCAAAAUUCCUCUCCCUAUUAAUUUCCGUUCCCUCUUAUCACACUCCUGUCCAGAACUGCUCCAGUUGCUGUUAAUGUCUAUUCAUCGAAACAACAUUAAACUAUAAACUGUGGCCUAUUUUAGGCUACAGUUAGGUUGUGUGUCGUCCUACUAACAAGUUAAAGUUACACAAGAUCGGCUACAACAGCAUCUUAAAUUUCUUUUGUUUUUUGUUUUUUUAAUCACAAGCACGACUUGCUUCUCAUUUCACUUGUCAUUGGCAGAAUCGUCGACAUUGACAUCGACACGGAUUGCCAUAAAUAAAAAUAGAAUAGAAUAGAAC
Helicoverpa zea (corn earworm) is the source of this 2188-nucleotide messenger RNA. RefSeq lists its product as uncharacterized. Bases 32 to 1972 code for a protein of 646 amino acids. NCBI's taxonomy places the organism in Eukaryota, Metazoa, Arthropoda, Insecta, Lepidoptera, Noctuidae. Gene Ontology annotation, molecular function: nucleic acid binding; RNA-DNA hybrid ribonuclease activity. The transcript is spliced from 2 exons. The record is from RefSeq and is a predicted model, not a curated record.